Lactuca saligna is the source of this 1581-nucleotide messenger RNA. The record is from the annotation of a GenBank genome assembly. Lineage: Eukaryota; Viridiplantae; Streptophyta; Magnoliopsida; Asterales; Asteraceae.
AUGUUCAAGCGCGCAAAAACGGGGACGGGAGCAACUUCCUCUAAAGGAGGAUCGAAGGGAAAAUCCAAGGAUCCCCCGUUUCGUUUGUUGAAUCGUGAGGAUCGUAAAACUUAUGAUUUUCUCGUUUCUAAUAAGCGUCAAGUCAAGUCAACAAAAUUCCUCCAUAGGGAAUCUUUUGCUAGUCUUGGGGUGCUCGAUGGAGUCCAAGCGUUAUUUAACAACAUCGGGUGGGGUCAAUUCCUCCAUAACCGCGCCGCCACCUAUGUUGAACCCACCUUGGAAUUUCUUACCACAUUCAAUCCCGAGGAGGAAGCCCAAACCGUCACCUUCCAAAUCCUCGGCGAGAAACGAUCUCUACCACAUCGGGUCGUGAAUGCUUUGAUGGGUGCUCCCGUGGACAACCUAUAUUACCAACAAGACCCAUGGCCCGGAAACUUCAAUGAACAUUACUUUUGGCAACAAAUUACCAAUGAGCCACAAUAUUCAUCGUCUUCGUCAAAGGCCUCCUCCAUAAUUCACCCAUGUUUGCGCCUAGCGCAUAGAGUUCUCACAUGCACCAUUUUCGCCCGCUCCGAAGUGGGACAGAUUUCAAAGGCGGAAUUAUUUUUUCUUUGGUGCAUGACUCGUGAGAACGGUCCGCGGCCGGAUUUUGCUUCCUUUUUCUUCACCAAGUGUUACAACCUCACAACUAUGGACAAAGGAGACAUUUUCAUUGGGGGAUUAAUCACCCUUAUUGCAUCCCGGCCACCGCUUCAACUUCAUCUCUCUACUCUUCCAUUCGAGAAGGCUUCCGGCCCCUCUAGUCUUGACGGCAACGCACUUCGCCGAAUGCAACUCAUCCGGGAUUCGGUUGUCGGGCCCAUGUGGAUCCUUGACAACCAACCAUACCUCAUUCUCCCUCAUGAGUAUAUCGGGAGUUUUGAACCGACCGAUCCCGAUCAAUGGAUCAUUCCAUCAGACUACCCUCCACCUGUAGAUGAUGAGGAUGACCAAUUUCAGCCUGCACAACAAUUCGCCGAGCCCCAAUUUCAGCCUGCACAGCAGUUCGUCGAGCCUCAGUUUCAGCCGCAGCAGCAGGGGGGAUACGAAAAGCUCAAGAACACUAAACCCACUUCUCACAAAAAUCCAUUUUCCCGGAGUUCUACCGGUCGGAAUCUCACGAAACCACCGCCAUUCUUCUCCAUUUUUCUUCCUCUACAAACCCCACCCAAAUUCCGGUCCAUCUGUGGCCGGAACUCCGGGCGCCACCACCACCCACCACCACAUAUUUUCGCGUUUUCCGGCCAACUCCGGCCACCAUUGGAGAAUCCGAGCACGGGGUUUUGUUUCUCUCAUCAAGAGCUUUCUAGUCAUACAAAUCUUUCCGCAAAAACUCACGAAAAAUUUCCGUCAAAUUCCGAGUGCCGCUACUCCAUUCGCCGGAAAGUCAUCUUGAAGCUAGUUUGUGGGGUUGUUUUAGCGAUUAAAGCAUCAAAUACGGAGCAAAAUUGCAAGCUUGGGGUGUGUCUUGACGAAAUCAUUUUGGUGGCACUAGUUCAUCCCGGGUCUAAGAAAUUGGGUAAUCUCAUUCUUUUAACUUGA